CAAUAUUACUGCUAAUCAGGGUCUGUAUACCCAAUAUCAAUCACAAGUAAAGGCACCUUUUAAGAAAGAUCUUACAAAGAGUUAACAGGGCUGCACCCAAACAGCACAGAAUGGGCGGACCUAUGCCAGCAUCUCAAUUUAAACCCCAGCUAAACAACCAGAGACUGCACACCUGUGAUACAGCUGAUACCUGCUGGUGGCUGAAUAUAAUAAGCAUGGCUGUAUUUCUAAGUGUUCAAAGAAAGCUGGUCUUAGAGAUCCUAGCUGUUGUUACUAUUUGUAUGAUGAGUCCUGUGUGGGGCUGGGAAAGAAUUGAUAGAAUUAAAGAAUGUGGGCAUCAGUGUUCUCCGGGAUUGUACUGCAAAAGUAAAGCAUCAUUUGAUGUAUUUCAAAGACCCCAAUCAUUUGAAUCUCAGCCUUUUCAAAGUGUGAACAUCUCCACAGUAAUGAAGUGUAGAAAAGAAAGAGAUUGCUUGCUAUAUCUAAAUGUUAAUGGAACUUUUCAACUUGAUGAGAAUAAGCGGGGGGUAGAAAUCUGUUCCCUUUCACUUUCUACUCUCAAGCGUCAGUGCAGAAUGGUCAGAUUCAAGAAAACUGAAAGUAUGAAGCUUCAUGGGCAGCAGGUGCAUGUGCAGUACAACUGUUUUGAAGUUGGGAUUGCCCAACAGAUUCUUGUAACGCUAAAAACAAUCCCAGAUGGAAACAGGCAAACUAUGGAGUACCAUGUUCAGGGCUGCAAUAAUGAAGAUAUAAGACAGAACAUUCCAGUGUGCAUCGCUGGAAAACUAGAUUACUCAGUUGAUCAAAAAGAGAAGCUGGUUUCUGUGCACGUCUCAGAGUUUCUUGAAGACACUGACUAUCAUUUGAGGUUAUGUCAUAAAUGGCAUUCCUGUGAAAGUACUGGAGCUUAUGUACUGAUAAAAAGGGAAGACCCUGUGAAAAAAGUGACCUUGCCAUAUUCCAAGUUGGUGCCCUGUCUUUGCAUUGAGGGGUGGUCUUCAAUUCCAGAUUCAAGUAGAAUACAACUGUGUCCAUUUAAAAAAAAUACUGAAGAACUCUGGAGUGGAAUCACCUACAACCUAAUAUCGCAGGAGCUAGUUUGGGAGCUGGCCUGUCCCAUUGAAGUUAGGGUUAGCCUUUGUUGGACAACAGAACACAUUCAUUCCUGCACUGACCUUCCAAACUCUUCAAAAACAGUGCAGAACAAAAUUAAAUAUGUAGGCAUUGAGUCACAUCCAAGACUGUGUGUAAAGGUAAAUGAUUUAUUCUUAUAAUAUUACUGUUGGUACUGUUGAGUAUUUUCUAGUUUUCAAGCAUUUGCUUAUAACUCACUUCAAUAAUUACAUGCCUGUAAAGCUCCUGGAAAUUGAUGACAAUGAUAGUUGUCAUACUGACUUUCAUAGAAAAUAAUGAUUUAUAUUUAUUUUAACUUGCUGAAACUACAGUUGUGAGCCACGUUUCGCCUCCCUGUACAGGAUAUGCCAGAUUUAUCAGGCAUGUUUGGUACGUAAGCAAUGUACUGGAAAACGAAGUUAAUGAAUAUGAAACAUGAAAUGUAACAAUAAAGUUUCAAGAAAAAAAGGCUUCCUGUGUGGACUUUAUAAACUUUUUAGGUAUGUA
Molecule: messenger RNA, 1620 nt
Organism: Polyodon spathula (Mississippi paddlefish)
Lineage: Eukaryota; Metazoa; Chordata; Actinopteri; Acipenseriformes; Polyodontidae
Product: putative interleukin-17 receptor E-like
Exons: 11
Coding region: 111-1274 (387 amino acids)
Molecular function (GO): interleukin-17 receptor activity
Source: RefSeq, a predicted model, not a curated record